CACCCGUGCCGUGCAGGAAUAAACAUGGCGUCUAGAAGAACUGUGAACUGUGUUUAGUUCCUGAUUAGGCGAGUGUUUUUCCAUCUUAACGAUCGUCAAAUUACCGCCAGGAUCUGCUAUUACACCUAAAUGUUUCCGAGGAUGUUACCCGAUUAUGGUUGACGCUGCACCGGAAAUUCCACAACAACGAAAAUGUUGAAGAGAAAUCGAAAGCGAAAGUUGGAGAAGGAGGAGCAGACGAUGGUCGAUUGGGAGCAGGAGAAUUUUUUUCCAGAUGUAAUAAGAAAUGAAAUGGAAUCCAUGUGGGAGAUCCCACAGAUAUUUCAUUUUCUUCACUUAGCAAGGGAAGCAUUGAACAUACCUCAUUUAUCUAUGUACGAGAUGGAACGUAUGUUAUUAAUACCAAGGGCUUCAAAACAGUUGGCAAACAUCAUGACUUCCUUGUUGAGCUCCCCUGUCACUAAAGCAAAAUUGAGAAAAAUUCCACCCAUGCCGUAUGAGUUCUGGACAAACAUCUUGGCUUACAAGAUGAAAACUUGGUUCAAGGUUUAUGAGGGAAAACGCAGAGAUGCUGUGAAGGUUCUAGAAACUAUUGGUGUUGAACCAGAAUUCUGGAAUGUUUUCCCAGAUGCUCCUCUGUUAAAUGGCAAAGACUUUGAGGAACUGAGUUUCAGACAGAAAGUUUGGCUUCUAAAAACAGUCUGUGAUACAGUCAUGCAUGCUCGAAAAACUGUACAAGAAGAAGUAGCUAAGCAACCAUGGGAGGACCAGUUUGAGACACUUCUGGGCACCGACCGUUAUGGAACAAGAUAUAUUUAUUUUCCACAAUUUCUUAAGACCGAUCUGAGAGUUUACAGGCAUUGUUUGGACAAUAAAAUUCUAUCCACAGUCAAACCUAUCAAGACAGAAGGAAAAUUAUGUUCGGAUAACAAACUAGCAAACCAGGACGUAAUGUGGAAUAAAGCCAAACAGAGAAAACGAAAGGCACGGUGGAGCAAUGGUUUACCUCCAAAGUCUAAGAAGAAGGUAAACAAAAGCAGCAGGAAGGAUCUGAAUAACUGCAAGUGUAUUAGUGAUAGUGCGAGGGACUCCUUGAUAAAUGAAGAUACAAAUCUGAGUAGUACAAGCACCUGUAGUAAUAAUAACAAUAGUAAUCGUAAUAACAAUAACAUUAAUUUAGACACAAUAAACGGGAAAAGGUCGAGAAGUUUAUCAAAGUGCUCGGAAAUGAGCGCGGAAUCCAAUAAAUUACAGUGUAAAAAUUUCAAGUCGACGAGCGGUUAUGAUACAAGUAGUUCCAUGGGAACAGUCUCCGACAGAAGGUCGUCUCAGAAAAUGUUCAAAGGUUUCUCGAGCGGUAGCAAAGAUAAAUGUAAUAUAGACAUUAUUAGUAAUAUAUUGAGUGACCUAAAGGCGGACAAAAUCGUAGAAAAUAAAAUCGACGAAUCAGUAUCUUCUGGAGGUGAGUUAGGAAUAGACUCGUCGCAACAAUAUUUAGAACCUGUUCACCAGUGUAUAGAUAAACGCGAGUCCCUAAAUAAUUCAUCGAAAACGGACGAUGAGAAAUUACAUGAAAUUAUCAGUGCGAAGUGUCUAAAUAUAGGCAAUCAAAAUUCUAGCGAUUUUCAAAUAACAACCACGUCGAAAUCCGACGAUGAAAAAUUAAACGAAACUAAGAGCAUCACAGAAAGGACUAACGAAUGUCUUGCGGUGGAAGGUACUAAGGAUGAAGUUAUCAAACAAAACGGGCACCAAGAAAGUCAUGAAUCAAAUAACUUGGUUGACGCGGUAAAGACUAUAAGUAGCAUAAAUGACGAUGAAGUAGACUCGAACGACGAUAAGGAUCUUUCUUUGAGCGAGCUGAGAACUAGAUUGCAGAAAGAAGCGAUGGAAGAAGACUUCUCCAUGGACGAAGAAAGCGAGAAAGGGUACAAUCUUAGGGACACGAAGAAUGUAAACACAGUCGUUUGGAAACAGAAAGUGCAAAAUUUCAACGAGAUGCUAUCCGAUCUCAGCGUUUCCAAUUUUCAACUUAUAGCCGACAGCGUUAGCUCCUUCAGGGAUCUUAUAUCCACCAUGUCACAAAAGUGUGGUGAUUUAAAUACUGACUCUAAAGGCGAUAACGAAUCCACGCAUCCCUGUGAAUUGAAACUGCUCGGGAAAAUGACCGAAUUGCUGACCUCUUUGGAAGGAAUGGAAUCUGUCUUACAUGACUCAACAAAGAAGGCUAGAGGAAAACUGCAGAAAGAAUGGACGAACUUCAAAGAAGGCAGUGUGGAGGAUCAGGACUCAUCUGGGGAGGGUCUCGGCUCUAAUUGGUGGGUUCUUGGAUCGCAGGGCUGUCCACUGCCAACACCCGGAGACGCAACGAUACAAACGUUACCGAAGCCUACCUUAUCCCCAGCUGGCCCCCAAAAGGCCGCCAGCAAGGAUUACCACGAAGAGAGCGUCAAUACCGCAGAACCGUCCAAAAUCGAACACGAAGAAUGCAAAAAGCGUCAGGGUUCAGACCCUGAUGGCGAAUCACACAGCUACAACUCCGAGAAAAACGAAGAGCAGGGAAACCAAGCAACCGGAGACGAAAAAGAAGAAAUCAGCGAGGAAGAAGAACAACAAAGUCGAAGAGUCCUUCGAGCUCGCGGCAUCUCGUCAUACACAGAACAAUUUUACUCAGACGAUGAGAUCGAGGAGAAAGAGUUGGAAGAAUGGACCGAUGUUGAGGCAGUGUACGCGGCUCCCAGCGCACAGAUCGGUGCAUCCAUUACACACUUUGCUGCGAAGAUCAAGCAAUCUGACGACCGUACCAACGAAGAGGACUCAGACCAAGAUUGGAUUCUACCGAGCUCUCGCAAAAGGAAAAAUAAACGUCCGUCUGCCAAUAGAAGACUGAAAUCGUUCCAGCAAAAGUUACAAAGCAUCAAGGUCGGCGAGCUGCAAGAAGCAGCUGAAUCUGUGAUGGCUGCUCCUUCAAUAGACAAAGAGGAAGAGAAAGUUGAAAAUAAAGAAAUCCCGGACAGUCAACCAAAGAAUCUAGAAGAACCACCGACAUGUCCUCAUCCGGUGAACAAUACCACAGAAAGUUCCGAGAAUACGACAGAGCAUGAUCCUAAAAAAACAGUGCCUUCCGCGGAGCCAGCUUGCAAAAUCGAAAACAUUGAAAGCGUGCAUUCAGAGUUGGACAUCAAAGACGAGGGCCCGAUCUACGACUAUCCACCGCAACACCCUAGCAAUAGCUAUCCCCCAAGCAUCAAUCCGAACUAUGUGAUGGUCAAGACAGAAUCCAACACGAUGAACUACUAUGUAAUGCAGUCAAACAUGGUACCACAGCAGACUCUAAUACACCCUGGUGGUUCCUUAGUGUCGAAUGUCGUACCAUCCAUGCCGCCAGGAUAUUAUAUGCAAGAUGGUCAUAAUUACAUCAUUCAAAACCCACAACCCGGUUACGUUCCGGCUCAAGCAUUUCAGCCCCAAGGACCUCAAAUGUUAGCGCCUCAACAGUUCGUAAGUCAGCCCGGCUACUUGCCAUACAUGAUGGCAGCGGCACAGCCACAGCGUGGUUACAUGCCCAGCAGUCCACAGUUUAUAAAUCACGGAAUACCUCAGAACCCUUCGAAUAUGAUGCCUUCUAAUCAACCCACGCCGAAUAAACCUCUCCAGAUUAGGUAUCCACCAUUGAGGCAAGCACAUCCGCACCCUAAUGGCGCGGUAAUUAGAAGCAGCAUGCCAAUCAGAGGAAACUCUCCGCGAGCCGGUUACCCUAGAGCGAAAAUGAUGCAACAGCAACGCGGGAUGCCAGUGAAGACUCAGAAGUUAAAAAAGCAGAACGUUGUCGCGGAAAACCCCGCCCAAAAGACUACGUCCUUGAUCGUUCUUAGCGACAGUGACGAUGAGAUUGAAAUGAUUAUCACCGAAAAGACGGGUUCUGAAGCGGAUACGACCAGGAUGAAGGCAGUACCUCGCAGAAACCAAGUGCAGAAGAACCCAACCGUUACCUCAGACAUGUCUGUCUCCAAGCCAAAGAGUGCCAUUCCUCCGCAAAUAAUGCAACGCAUGAGUCAAGGGGGCAUCUCGAUUACGCCUGUAAAACCCGCGCAGCCAGUUCAGAACGCAAGCACACAGUUAGUGGUGGUUGUGAACGAAACUGGAAGCCAUUAUGCCUUAGCACUGCCUAACGGAAGCAAACUCAUUCUCACCCCUGAACAAGUGGCGCAAAUCAGAGCUUCGAACGGCGGAAAAUUGAUUUUGUAAUCGAAAUGAUCCAGAAUUCAGCGGAAUAAACGAACUUUCCUAAUCGGUCAAACCAGUGCGCAAUUAUAAAUCGAGUGGACAAAGAUGAUAUACGCUGGUGAUCUCUUUCUUACUUAGGGUAUAUACCUUCGAAGCGGAUGUUCCUACUAUUUUUUAGUAGUGUAAUAACUAUGAUAUGGGUAUUGGAAUAUUUUUUCCUACUGCACUGUCGAAUAAGUCAUUGUUUCAACUUAUAAACAUUAUUGAAAGUUUUUUACAUUUCCAAGAAAUCUUUAUUUUAUUUAAUUAUAUCUGAUGAUGUUUUCUUUGGAACUAGAGAAAGAUUGCAAAAUGUUUAGAGUGAUACUCUGAGACCUGUGAUGCCUAUAUCAAUUUUUAUAUAUUUUUGUUAUAUCGAAUCGAAGCAAUAUUGGUAUGCUAAGCUGUACGAAUGCGAUGAAGAUUCCAGCGGACCAUCGGUUUCGUUCAGUGUAAGAGAAAAUGUAGUACUCUUGUAAUUUGUGAAUAUUAUUUUAUAAGAUAGAGAUUAUCUUGCUUCGCAAAAUACAUAUAAGACGAUAUAAUAAGAACACACAACGAUUUGUGUAUUAGUUUAAUUGUAAAGUUAAAUUUUUAUUACAAAAAUUAGAUAACAUGAGUUUACAUUGAUUGUAACAAUGACUUCCAAUGUACUAUUUACACAGUGCAUCACAUUAAAGUUAAAUUCUGUGCUGUCCAGCUUCGAAUGCGGUCGUGAAACAUUAAUAUUAAAUUAGCACGUAUUUCUUAGACCAGUAAUAGUUAUGUAAAUAAGUUAUGCGGGUAGGGUAACGCGUAAAAUUAUGCUUGUGAUCUACGAACCUGAAAAACAUUACAAAGUUUAAUGUUAAACGAUCAUCAAAAUGCACUAUACAUUUUACUACUUGAACAUUUUGUAACAUGGCUCAUUAAAAGAUGUAAAAUACGUGGAACAAGAAAUGAUGCGCAUACAAACCUCUUUACACAGUGGUAAAAAUAACUUUUAAGAGUACGAAACACUUCUACUAUACUCUGAACUUAACUUAAUCCACGCUUUUUUUACUUACACAGUUAAAAAUAGCGAUAUAAAUGUAAAUGUUAUUUUCAUUACAUGGCAGAAUUAAAUAACUAAUCAUUGAAAUUACUAAAAGGGAAAAACUAAUAAGGAAAAUUUAUCCAUGUACUAUCUGUUGCAUAAAUUGUUCAUGUUAUUUUUUGUAUAAUUUAUAUACUUUCUCAUAUUAUUAGCGAG
Megalopta genalis is the source of this 5497-nucleotide messenger RNA. RefSeq lists its product as uncharacterized. The record is from RefSeq and is a predicted model, not a curated record. Lineage: Eukaryota; Metazoa; Arthropoda; Insecta; Hymenoptera; Halictidae.